AUGCGAACAUUCUCAACUACAACAAAAAGAUCAAAUCUAAGAGGUAUAUAUAAUUCUUACCAAUAUGACACAUCUCGACAAGUGGAAAGUUUGUGGGAAAUGGAAUAUCGACGACCAACUGAUAAACACUUGCCAUUGUCACCUGGUGAACAGGUUGACUGUAAAGUAGCUAUUAUCGGUGCUGGGUACACAGGUCUUUCAUGUGCAUUACAUUUGGUUCGUGACUAUCAAAUAAAGGGCAAUGACUUACGCGUGUUUGAUGCCGGUAGAGAACUUGGUUGGGGUGCAUCGGGACGUAACGGAGGAUUUUGUUGUAUGGGUGCAACACAUUUAUCAUCGAAACAAAUGAUACAACAGUAUGGUUUAAAGGAAACACAAAAGUGGAUGAAAUUACAGGUAGAUGCAGUGAAACUCGUACGAAGUUUAAUUGAAAAAUAUCAGAUUGAUGCUGAACUUACUGGUGAUAGUAUAGUCUGCGUGGCACACUCAUCAAAAAGUUAUAAAUCAUUUGAACAAGAAGCACAGGAACUGCAACAACUCUUUUCAAUACCUUGUACACUGUAUCCACAGUAUAACCAUGGUAUGUAUGGUGCACUGAAAGUUCAUGUUGGAUUUGGUCUAAAUCCACUAAAAUAUCUAAAUGGUCUAGCAGAAGUAUGUCAAAAGCAAUAUGGUGUCAAAAUACAUCAACGGAGUCAAAUAAUUAAAUGGGAUAAAAGAAAUAAACAUCAUCAUCGUUUAUAUACUGACACGGGUGCAUGUAUACAAGCAGAAAAAGUAGUCAUUGCAGCCAAUGGUUACAUGCCAGAAUCUCUACAUUCGUCUCUAGUUGGUCGUAUUAUGCCAGUUUUAUCGAAUAUCAUUGUUACACGCGCAUUGACAUCCGAUGAAUUGAUGAAAUAUGGAAAAGAUUUGAUAAAUCCGCAUUAUACAUCUCGACACUUAUUAAAUUAUUAUCGUUUAUUACCAGAUUCUAAUCGAUUUCUAUUCGGCGGACGUGGUGAUACAUACGGCGAUGUUGAACAUGGUGAAAUAAUGAAAAAACAAUUGCUAAAACAAUUUCAUGAUUUAUUUCCUUUAUGGGCAAAUCAAGUUAAAAUUACACAUUAUUGGUCUGGUCUUGUGUGUUUUACAAGAAAUUUCGGACCAUCAUUUGGAUAUUUAAAUGGUAACGAUAAAUCUGUUUGGUAUUCUUUUGGUUAUCACGCCAAUGGUGUGAAUACAGCAACAUAUGCAGGUAAACAAUUAGCGAAAUAUUUGACAUUAGCAACACAAUCAGACGUAAAAUCAUAUUUAUUCAAUGAUUUACCCCAUCUACUAGUUAAAAACGGUUUACCACCAAAAAUACCGUUUUCACAGUUUCGUUUGUGGUAUUUGAGAGUAAUAUUGGUUUUUUAUAGGUUACUUGAUUACUUUAGAUAA
Messenger RNA from Didymodactylos carnosus, 1422 nucleotides. The record is from the annotation of a GenBank genome assembly. Lineage: Eukaryota; Metazoa; Rotifera; Eurotatoria; Philodinida; Philodinidae.